UUUUUUUUUCUCACAAGCUCUAUAUUUUUUUGAGUUGUACCAUACGAUAACAUUUGUUUGAUAUUUUGACUACGUAUUUUAUCAUGCAUCAAUCUUGCACAGGUUCUUUCAAAUUUUCUGCUUCAUAGGACAAAAAUUGUAUGAUACAUACUUAUUUAGAAUUAACACAACUUUAUAAAAUGUAUUUUUCAACUUCUAAGAUCUUUGCUUCAUACCUUCUUCUUUUGUAAUGCCAAUUGCUAGACCAUAUAAGGUUCGGUGAUGGCGUUUUUGGUCACUGUAUUAGUAGCCCUCAUUUUCAUGUUCUUUCAGCCCAUUUAUGUGUAGUUUCAUAGUUUUGCAGGUCUUGUGAUAAUUUUGCUACCUUUAUGGAUAUAUUUUUGUGUGAUUGUUGUAGUGUCCUUCAUUCAAAGGUAUGAACUUUUGAAGCUGUGCAUUUAGAUUAGGUGUAAGACGGCUUUUUCUUAAUUAUUUGCCAAACAAAGAUAGCAUCUGAAUUGAUUUUUCCAAGUUCUAAAAUUUUCUAUCAAGGCUUCUGGCCUAAAAAAUUAGGAUGACCUUUCAAAGUUGAGGGGCGUAGUUUUGCAAUCUGUUUUAUGAUGAAAAUUUUGUCCCUGAAUAUCUCAUUUUUCAAAUAUUUAUAAUUUUAGAUUAUGCCCUCCCGUGUUUGGAUUUGGCUUUCUUUAUACUCAUUUUAAGUAUGCUGAUGUUCCUAAUGUCAUCAAGUGGUGGGUUUAUGUUUAUUGGAUCCUUUUUUGCAGAUUUGUGAAGGAUGCUUCUUAUUCAAAUUUUUAUAAUAAUUGAAAUAUUAAUUUUACAAAGGUACAAUCUUGAAUUGGUGCCAGAGUCUUCUUAUGAACAGGAUUUGUUGACAAGUAAUGGAUAUUGAUGCAUCAUGGACGAUGGUAUGACUUGGCAUUCUUUAGAUAUAUGCAUGAUUAUGUGAAUAAAAGUUCUCAGUAACAGCCAUUAUGUAUAAGCACAAUGUUUGUGGCAUCACGCACAGAAACAUGCACUCACUUGGGCACGGAUAUCCUUUGCAUGAAUUAGAUAUAUACAUAUAUGGGCAUGGCAUGCUCCUGUAGUGUGAUCCUAGUCAACCUUCUAUAUGUAGAGCUUUGUAGUUAUGCACUUGCUGUAUAGCUAUACGGUUCUACAGUCUAGAGCUCUAUGUUUUGCAUUCCUCCAUUAUAGCAUGCACAUUUAUCAUUUUGAUCAUUAGGAUAUUGGAUGAGCCGGAGAAGUUAGAUUCAGUUUAGAGCUAACUGCAUAAAUCUUUCUUCAUGUUUUGCCAUAAAAGAGAGUUGAGUUUUUAGUGAACGUGAUUUUUUUUACUUGUUGUAUUGAGCAAGCGAAAAUCUGCUAUUGCUAUUUGAGGUAAAGUAUUUACCAGGGUGAUUUUUAUUCAAUUGUGUUUUUAUGUUGCAACUUUAUGGGGUGUGCUGAUUGUUAGAUAUUUGAUAUUUAUCACUUUAACCCUCUGUGGCGUUUAGGAUUGCCAUCUCUUUUUAUUUCCGUCUUAAGCAGGUGGAAGUUGCCUGAGAUGCUGGCGCCACGUUUAAUAUGCUGCGGAAUCUUUUAUGGGCUACAUCAAAGCAUGAUGUCUACCUCAUGCAAAACUUCUCUGUGAUGCAUUGGUCCUCCAUACUUAGGAGAGGCGAAGAAGUACUCAAUGUGGCUAAACCAAUCAUUCCCACACUGAAACAGCCUGGUUUGUUGUCCCAACCCCCUUCACUUUCCAGAGUACAGAUAAGCACCAUGGCUGUCAGAGGGAAUCUAAUGGUGGCUGGUGGUUUCCAGGGAGAGCUUAUCUGCAAGUAUGUGAAUCAGCCAGGAGUUGCAUUCUGUUGUAAGAUAACUACGGAUGAAAAUGCCAUAACAAAUGCUGUAGAUGUGUUCCACAACUCCAACGGUGCAUUGAGGGUUAUGACUGCAAACAACGAUGCUCAAGUCAGGAUCUUUGAUACUGCGAAAUUUGCUUGUGCAAAUUGUUUCUCAUUUGAAUGGUCAGUGAACAAUGCUUCUGUUAGCCCCGACGGAAAACUGCUUGCAGUGCUUGGUGACAGUGCAGACUGCUUGAUUGCCGAUGCCCAGUCUGGAAAAGUUACUGGGAACCUUAAGGGGCACUUGGACUAUUGUUUUUCUUCAGCUUGGCACCCAGAUGGCAGAAUUUUGGCAACUGGAAGUCAAGACACAACAUGUAGAUUAUGGGACAUAAGGAAUUUGUCCAAAUCAUUUGCUGUGUUGAAGGGUAAUAUGGGGGCAAUUAGAGCUUUGAAGUUCACCUCUGAUGGCAGAUUUUUGGCCAUGGCUGAGCCUGCCGACUUCGUUCAUGUCUUUGAUACAGAAGCUGGGUAUGUCAAGUCCCAGGAGAUUGAUCUGUUUGGGGAGAUUGCUGGGAUAUCAUUCAGCCCUGAUGCGGAGGCUCUAUUUGUUGGUGUUGCCGACCGCACUUAUGGUAGUUUGUUAGAGUUUAAGAGGAAGCACCACAACCAGUAUUUGGACUCUAUAUUUUAAGAUGGUUAGAUGUGCAUAGUAAACAAAGGGUUCGUUGGCUCGCAUGAAACCUAGUUUUAACUUAAAAGUUGAUGCCCGGGUUGUUGGGUUGCGGACAUUUUAGAAGCAAAGCUGAUUGAGGUUUCUGGGUUUUCAGAUGUUAUAUUUUUCUUGGUGUGAUUUUUUUUGACCUUUUUUUGCUUUUGGUUUUACUGAACAUAAAUUUUUUCUUUGUAAAUGUGAAUGUGAUUGUUUUUCUGAAUGUGAUCAUUCAUUUGUUAUUUGAAUGGUAAUCAUUCAUUUGAUUCUGAACAUAUGUUUUUUGAAUGUAAUUAUUGAUUUGCUGAGAGCUCGUGAAAGGUGACGAUGCCCUUUGAAGGAAUUCUCAAACAGAU
Tripterygium wilfordii is the source of this 2891-nucleotide messenger RNA. RefSeq lists its product as uncharacterized. Gene Ontology annotation, molecular function: protein binding. NCBI's taxonomy places the organism in Eukaryota, Viridiplantae, Streptophyta, Magnoliopsida, Celastrales, Celastraceae. The record is from RefSeq and is a predicted model, not a curated record. The transcript has 3 exons. Bases 1564 to 2517 code for a protein of 317 amino acids.